AUGGGUGAAGGUGGCCGCAAGCGGAAAUGGGGAGGCAAAGGUGGCAAGAGCAAAGCUGGCAGAGGAAAGAGCAAGGGCAAGGGUAAGUCCGGAUCCAAGGCCAAGCAGGACAAAGGCGCGCCAUGCAAGAGGCCGAAAGGGCCGGUCCCCCCAAGGGCCCUCCUCAUCACCAGCCACACACCGAGCCAAUGCAGCAAGGCGACUCGAGAAGCCAUCCGACUGCUGGAGGCCGCUUCGGAGGCGCUGCGAAAAGCGCCCGAAGCCAAAGAGGAGACUCCAGCCGCGCGGUCGGCAGGCGAGUCACUGGAGUCGGAGCUUCAAGCCUUGAGGGGGGACGGAGCAGCGAAGCCGCCGAGGCGACCUUUACACUUCUACUGUGAGGUCAGCCGCGGUGUUGCGCUCCUGGCCUGUCCGGGAGAGGAGGCUGUGGAUUUUCCUUCUCCGUCCGCGCUGGUGCAGCGUGUGUUUGCUCAGCAGCGUGAUGGCGGGCACGAUGUGCAGGCAGCGCGGUUCGUGUGUCGAAUGGCACCGUUUGAUUAUGUCUGCCCGCCCCAUCUCAAAAACUUCCAGGCAACUGCUGCGGCCGUUUUGCCCGGAGCACUUGCGAAAGCAAGAGAAGGCGCAGGUUGGUACUUCGCCUUCCACAGCCGCGCCAUGAGCACCAUCAAGCGCGAUGAAGCCAUGGGAGUGCUAAAGCAAGUGUUGGCCCCCUUGCCCGUUGAGCUCUCCGUGUCUGAUGCCGAGUACAUGGUUGUGAUCGAGGUGAACCCGGUUCUUUGCGGCUUCUCUGUUCUACAAGACUAUGAGGGUCUUCUCCAUGAGUGCAAUCUGCAGAAAGCCUGCGAAGUCUACGAGAACAAGGCGGCAAGUGAGCUCGAAAGCGAGGAUGAGCCAGAGGAGGAAGCAGACGACAGCGAGUCUGAUGAGGACGAGGGUGAGCCAGCAGCUGAGACUGAGAAUCCAGAAGCUGCCAGCAACCUGCCCGUGCACAGAGCCAAGACGAAGGAUGGCAAAGAGUUGGCCAUCAAGAUUCAGCGAGACAAGCUGAAGGAAAUGUACGAUCUGGACUUGGCGCAGUUUGACAAGAUUGCCGUCAUGCUGGACAAGUACAAGAUCGGGGUGGAGGGUGCUUCGCAGGUUUGGGUCGACAUGUUCGAGGAUGCGAAGGUCAUUCUCUACCGAGAAAUAGAUUACAUGGCGGAGGCCGAGAACACGCGACGGUGGACGGAGAAUUUCAAGAAGGUGAAGUGGGUCACGAGCCCUGAAGUCGUAGAUGAGUUCACUACCUCCAAAGUGUUGGCACUCACUUUCAUCGCCGGCACCAAGAUCUCGGACCUCGACAAGCUCGAAAAGCAAGGCUUCGACAGGACGCUGCUCGCCAAAAAUCUUGCGCAGGCAUAUCUGCUCCAGUUCUGCAAGUACGGCUUCUUCAACACGGAUCCGCAUCCUGGCAACUUGGCCGUGGAUGAUCAGUACCCUGGGGGCCGGCUGAUCUUCUACGACUUCGGCCAGGCAUGCGAGCUCACCGACGGCCAGGCAGAUGGCAUCCUGCAGGUGAUCCAGUCCAUUGUGGACUUCGAGGCCAAAGACUGCGUGAAGGCAAUGGACAGUUUGGGCUGCCUCAAGGAGGGGACCGACUUCAAGGCGGUGGAAGGUGUUGUUCAGAAGAACUUCGAAACCGGAAAGGUAAAGAGCAAGCGAAGCAAACGAAAGCGUGAACUGACAGAGGAAGAGCAGAACAAGAAAGCGCCAAAGCAGUCUGAGGUGAUGAAGUACUUCCAGCUCCCUCCAGCCCUUGCCUUCGUAUCCCGAGCGAUCACUCAAAUGCAGGGUGUCGGUGUAAUGCUGGACGAGGACUACGAGUUCAUUGACUUCGUAGCCGACAAGGCGACGCCAAAAUUGCAGAGUCAUCUUUCUGGCUAUAAUAUAUAUAAUAUAACAUAUAGUCAUCCUUUGGGCUCUUGGCAGUCUGAAAAGUCCUGUUAA
This is a messenger RNA of Symbiodinium natans, 1986 nucleotides long. NCBI's taxonomy places the organism in Eukaryota, Dinophyceae, Suessiales, Symbiodiniaceae. The record is from the annotation of a GenBank genome assembly.